AUGAUCGACUCUACAUGCGAAGAGCGUAGAGGCAAAACCAUCGAAUAUGACAUUAAAGAAAUCAAGACAGCUGUGCCUCCAUCACUCCUUCCGUAUCUGCAGCGCACACCCUCAGACCCCCGUCCUGUGGUAAUCAUGACAUGCGGCCUUGCAGGGACCGGCAAGACCACGCUCGUGAAGUCCAUACUCAAGCACCAUCCCCACUUCACAAGGGUAUCGAGCGACGCCAUCCUCUUCGAUGCUCACGGAAUUUAUGGCAUUGACUAUGCGGCAUCUUUGUCCUUGUACAACCAGUAUCAGGAUGAAGUCGAUGUAGUUUAUCUCGAGACUUUCCGCAGACUCCUGGCUGAAGAGAAAGAUAUCAUUCUCGAGCGGUCAUUCUACGCGAAGGAAGAUCGAGACGAGUUCCAUGGGAUAGCGGUAGACGGCGGCGCCAGAGUCGUGCUCGUGUUUCUGCGAGCGAAAGACAAGGAGCUGCUGUGGGAAAGGAUCUGUAAGAGAAGUAGGGCGGAGAAGACAGCUGACAAUGCACUGGACAUUAGCAGGGAGACGUUCGAGAUGUACUGGAGCGGCUUUGAGGAUCCGGACAACGAGGGCGAAAUUGUGAUUGAGGUUGUCUAGAGGGUGUCCGCUAUAGUAGUGAUGAGAGGUUUACGACCGACCAUUGCUUCUGAGGUGCUGCAACGGUUCUGGUGAUCAACUGCUCCAUCAUCGCCUGAGACAAGAUCAACACUCAAUGAUGCUUCUCAUAACUCGGUGCUGGUUCGUAUGCUGGCAACUGCUCUUUGAGAGCACGUGUUUCCUGAGCAGGCUGUAUCGAUGCUGCUUGGUUUGCGCUCGCAGAGGCAGCCGGUGGUGUCUCGUCCUAGCCGUCGUACAUCGCAGACGACUCGGCAAAGGUCUCAUAAGGCAGUGACACUAAGGUCUCUUGGACGCAGUCCCCAUCCACCACUCAUACGGUACAUUAGCCGUAGCUCAUAGGUCCUGAAGUUUGGAAAGAUGGUCGGCAAUAACUUUGUUUCGCUAAGUUCUGCGAGAUGUAAACCAUG
Molecule: messenger RNA, 1049 nt
Organism: Macroventuria anomochaeta
Lineage: Eukaryota; Fungi; Ascomycota; Dothideomycetes; Pleosporales; Didymellaceae
Product: P-loop containing nucleoside triphosphate hydrolase protein
Exons: 2
Coding region: 1-621 (206 amino acids)
Source: RefSeq, a predicted model, not a curated record